Medioppia subpectinata is the source of this 1260-nucleotide messenger RNA. The record is from the annotation of a GenBank genome assembly. Lineage: Eukaryota; Metazoa; Arthropoda; Arachnida; Sarcoptiformes; Oppiidae.
AUCCGAAACCAAACCAAGACUUCGAGUCUGAUAAUUGUUCCGUUUUCUCAAAUCCAAUCGAAAAACACUUCAAAUGACAUUUUGGACACCAUUUGGACUCAAAUCCAAUCAAAACUUUCUUCCAUUCAUUUGGCGAACGAUUCUUCGCAACAAUUGGUGCAAAGUCUGCAGCGAAACGACGGCGCCGUCGGAAGCGCGCUCUCGUUGGCCGAGACGUGGUCUUUGGCGCGCUCUUGGAUUACCGCCCGACAAGUGAUUCCGCAAACGGUUCCGCAAUUGCAGCGCGUGUUGACUGCUCUGCAAACGGCAGCCAUUGUCGGGGCGGACGUCUCGCGAACGGGAACUCAACUCAAGCUGUUGUUGGAGUUGGAGGGCGGAGAGCGCGCGCUCUUCAAACCGCAGCGCUAUUCCCGCGAUCACGUGAUCCCAGGUAUGGACGCAAACAAACCAACUCUCGCUCAACAAUUCUCUUGUUUAGGCGUUUAUUCGGGUUUCGAUCGACACAACGGAGAGAUCAUCGCCUUCCAUUUGGCGCGUCUCCUCGACUUCCGCGUCGUGCCGAUUGUCGUCGCGCGGCGUCUGGACGUCGCCCAACUCAAGGCCAUCGCGAGCGCCGCCCUGAGCGCCACUUUUUCGCCGAACGGCACGUGUUUUUACGGCGAAUGCCAUUAUUGCUCGCCUUUCGCCACGGUUUGCGCCGACAGCGACGGCCGCGUCGAGGGAUCGCUGCACUUGUUGCUGCCCAGCAAAUACAAGUUACAACGCGUGCGCAACCCGUGGCAACGCACGUACCGCGCGGGAGUGCGCGCGACGUGGGAGACGCAAAGCGACUACUGUUUUGCGGUCGCGCAACGCCUGCCUCUGCGACCGCGCCUCCUGGACAUCGUGGACGCCUCUGUGUUCGACUUCCUCAUCUCCAACGCCGACAGACAUCACUUCGAGGCCUUCAAAGACGUUCCCAACAGCGCUCUCCUCCUCAUCGACAACGGCAAGAGUUUCGGCGAUCCGGACGCGCGUGAGCUCUCGAUCCUCGCGCCGCUCUACCAGUGCUGUGUCAUGAGGAACGCGUCGUUCGCGCGCUUACGACAACUGCACGCUCUGCCCGUCUCUUCAGCUCUGCACGCGCUGCUGGCGUCGGAGCCGUCGUGGCCGCUGCUGACGCCGCGCCAUCUGGCGGCCAUUGACACGCGAGUGCACAUAUUGUUGGCUUUAUUGGAAGUUUGUUUCGAAACGAAAGGAAAACAAAACGUUUUAAAAUGA